This is a messenger RNA of Sodiomyces alkalinus F11, 305 nucleotides long. RefSeq lists its product as hypothetical. The coding region runs from base 41 to 274 and encodes 77 amino acids. The transcript has a single exon. The record is from RefSeq and is a predicted model, not a curated record. Lineage: Eukaryota; Fungi; Ascomycota; Sordariomycetes; Glomerellales; Plectosphaerellaceae.
CACAGCCACGUCAGUUGCCUUGUUGCCUCUUUUCAUCCCGAUGCAGGAAUCUCUCGACCUUGUUUUGUGGCUGCGAGUCGGCUCCUUUUGUUCCACCGUGCGCCUUAGUAUCUUUAGCUUCACGCUUGUGGUCAUUUCAAGACGACGACACAACCACGUAAGCACCAGAACGGAGACCUUUCCAUCGCUCACCGUCUAUUUUAGUCACCCAAAAGCUCUCGAAAUUUUCUGGAUCUCCGACUUUCCGCUACCGCCCUUUUCGCCACCGGUUUAGUCUAUAUAAAGAAGGGAAUUGAUAUACACGC